Messenger RNA from Conger conger (European conger), 741 nucleotides. RefSeq names its product 1-phosphatidylinositol phosphodiesterase-like. Gene Ontology annotation, biological process: lipid metabolic process. The annotation marks the transcript as partial. Lineage: Eukaryota; Metazoa; Chordata; Actinopteri; Anguilliformes; Congridae. The transcript has a single exon. The record is from RefSeq and is a predicted model, not a curated record. Gene Ontology annotation, molecular function: phosphoric diester hydrolase activity.
AUGUCAGCUAUACCCAAUGACAAGCCCCUCUCAGAAGUGACUAUCCCAGGCACCCAUGAAAGCAUGACCCUCUAUGGUAGCCCUGUGAUACAGUGCCAAGUGUGGAGUUUGAACAUCCAGUUGGACGCAGGGCUGCGGUACUUUGGCAUAGACUUGCAGGAAAACUUUUUUACCACAAAUCUGGAGGUUCGGGAUGGGGCUAUAAUACACCAGCAGUUCAUAGAAGUUCUCACUACGCUGAAGAGCUUCCUCAUGAACCACAGGAGUGAGGUGGUGCUGUUGAUGGUGACGGCACACUCUAGGGAGGUGAUUAAACGCAUCAAAAAGCUGAUAAAUGGAGACAUCGAUGUUUGGGUGAAACCCUCUGUACCCACGAUGGCUGAAGUGAGGGGUAAGAUUGUAUUCAUGGAGAGCAAAAGUGUAAAUCUGGGGGUUUUCAACAGAGAUACAUAUAUCAAGGGAGAUGAGAAGUUCAAGAACCUCGAAAAGAAGAUGGGAAUAAUCAUUAAACGUCUGAAUCAAGCAACAGAUAUUUGUGCAAAUAAUCUUGCACUGACUGCAUCCAAUGGGAUAAGAUUCAUGGGGUUUUUCAAAACCCCAAAAGGUGCAGCUAAACUUAUCAACCCUGAACUUUUCAAAUAUCUUAGUAAUUUGCUGAAAAGUCCACAGAAGCCAAUGUGUUUGGGAAUUAUUGCAAUGGAUUUUCCAGGCCCGGACCUCAUUGACGUCAUUAUAAAGUUC